Messenger RNA from Gasterosteus aculeatus aculeatus (three-spined stickleback), 1556 nucleotides. NCBI's taxonomy places the organism in Eukaryota, Metazoa, Chordata, Actinopteri, Perciformes, Gasterosteidae. The record is from RefSeq and is a predicted model, not a curated record.
CAGGAUUAUUGCCAAAUCUGCCCACAAUGCCAGAAGACGGCGCCGAAGUGCCCCAGGCGUCCACAGGGUUCUCACCAUUUGAGCUGCUGUAUGGACGGAGACCCAGGGGCAUGCUGGACCUGGCCAAAGAAGCAUGGGAGCAACAGCCAUCAGCCCAUCGCUCCGCCAUAGAGUAUGUCGACCAGAUGCAGGACAGGAUGGCUAAGGUAUGGCCCCUGGUGCGGGAGCAUAUGCAACAAGCCCAACACGCCCAAGCCAGAAUCUAUAACCGUAGAGCUCAGCUACGGGAGUUCCAGCCGGGAGAGUUUGUCUUGGUCCUGAUUCCAACGGUGGAAUGCAAAUUCCUGGCAAAGUGGCAUGGACCCUAUGAGGUGAUCGAAAGGGUGGGGGAGGUGAAUUAUAAGGUAAGACAACCGGGAAGGAGGAAAAUCUGCCAAAUAUAUCACAUUAAUCUGUUGAAGAGAUGGCACGCCCCUGACAGUGUUCCGAUGGCCGCACUAACCACCGAAACCCAAGAUCGUGUCCCCUCACAGGUACCUCUGGGCCCCCAUCUGAGUCCGACCCACCGGCAAGACAUGGUGGAACUAACUGGGCAGUUCAAAGAUGUUUUUUCAGACAUGCCGGGAAGGACCACGGUGAUUAACCACGACAUCAUCACCGAACCUGGGAAAAAGGUGAGGCUCCGACCCUACCGCAUACCAGAGGCAAAAAGGGAGACCAUCAAAGAAGAGGUUCCCCUCACAGAAACCGCCAAAGAGAAGACAGCGUUUGCUACCCCAGAAGGCCUGUACCACUAUAGAGUCCUGCCCUUCGGAGUCCACGGAGCGCCAGCUACGUUCCAAAGAAUGAUGGACCAGGUGCUCCGACCUCAUCGGGAGUAUGCAGCGGCCUACCUAGAUGAUGUGGUCAUACACAGCCCCGACUGGACCACCCAUGUAGGCCACCUGAAAGCUGUCCUGGGAAGCCUACGGAGAGCUGGCCUGACCGCCAACCCAAAAAAGUGCCACCUUGGCCUGGAGGAGGCGGAAUACCUCGGCUACACCAUUGGGAGAGGCAGUGUGAGACCCCAAUCCCGGAAAGUGGAGGCCAUUGCCACCUGGCCUAAGCCAGCCACGAAGCGGCAAGUAAAAACGUUCCUCGGCCUGGUCGGCUAUUAUCAGUGCUUUAUACCCCACUUUGCUACUAUUGCAGCCCCUUUACACGAGAUGACGAAAAACAGCCACCCACACCAGGUCCUCUGGAGCACCGAAGCUGAGGCAGCCUUUACAACCCUUCGGAGGGCCCUGUGCACCGAGCCAAUUUUAAGCACCCCUAAUUUUGAGGACACGUUCAUCGUCCAUACAGAUGCCUCUGGAUCAGGGCUUGGAGCCGUGCUGUCCCAGGUCAGAGGAGAAGAACACCCAGUGACCUAUAUCAGCCGCUGCAUCCUUUGGAACGCAUCCGUCGACCCCACGCGCGUCACUUCGGCUGCGACUCGGCUGUCCAGUUCCGUCGGCUCCUCCGAACGCGGUCGAGGGACGCAGUCCUCCAGGAGCCGGUCUGGAGGACACAUCUGA